Coffea arabica (coffee) is the source of this 1635-nucleotide messenger RNA. The record is from RefSeq and is a predicted model, not a curated record. Lineage: Eukaryota; Viridiplantae; Streptophyta; Magnoliopsida; Gentianales; Rubiaceae.
AUGGAUAGGAGUUGGAUGACAAUUAAAGAUUACUUGCAUCCUAGAUAUUUGGCAGGAGUGAAAGAAUUCAUUGAGUUUGCUUAUUUAGGCAAGGAUCCCACAUAUAAGCUCCCUUGUCCAUCUAAAGUGUGCAACAACUUUGAGGAUCAAAUUAUGGAGGUCAUGAAAAGUCAUUUGUGUGGGGGAAUUGUUGAGAGCUAUACUAGGUGGGUAUAUCAUGGUGAAAGGUUUCAGGAUUCUGAUGAUCAUGAAAAUGAUAACAUAGUUUUAGAUGAAGAAAAUAGUGAGUCAAAUGAUAUUCAAGAAAUGUUAAAUGACGUUGGUGCUGCUAACUUUGGUGAGAAUUGGAGAAAUUCGGGGGAACAUAAUAGGGAUAUUCCAAAUGAGCAAGAGGGGGAAGCAAGUAAGUGUCUUAGAUUAUUAUCCGAAGCUGAAAAAAGUAUCUACUCGGGUUGUGAUAAGUACUCAAAACUUUCCUUUGUUGUCCAUAUCCUUCAUUUGAAAACUAUGAAUCGGUGGACUUGCAAAUCCAUCGACAUGCUGCUGAAAUUCCUCAAUCAAGUCUUUCCCAUGGCAUCAAUUCCUAGUUCAUACUAUGAUGCAAAAAAUUUAAUUCGUGAGUUGGGACUCAAGUGUGAAAAAAUACAUGCAUGUGAAAAUGACUGUGCACUUUAUUGGAAAGAAAAUGAAAGCCUCGAUCACUGCCCAAAUGAAAAAUGUAAAGCACCUCGUUAUAAAUCCCCGGGUUCUAAAAUUCCUAGAAAAGUGCUUCACUAUUUCCCCUUAAAAGCAAGGUUGCAAAGACUAUUCAUAAACAAGGAGAUAGCUCAAGAUAUGAGGUGGCAUAAGGAGAGACGCGUUCCUAAGGAAAACACAAGGACACACCCUGCUGACUCAAUAGCUUGGAAGGAGUUUGAUGAAACUCACCUAUCUUUUGCCAAAGAUCCUCAUAGUGUUAGGUUGGGGCUUUCAACUGAUGGUUUCAAUCCCUAUGGAAACAUGAACAAUGCAUAUAGUAUAUGGCCUGUAAUCCUUGUUCCUUACAAUCUACCACCUUGGAAAUGCUUAAAGGACCCUUUUUUCCUGUUAUCAAUGAUUAUUACAGGUCCUAAGUGCAUAGGAAAUGAUAUGGAUAUACUUUUUAGGCCUUUAAUUGAUGAGUUGAAAGAGUUUUUUGACAUUGGCUUUGAGACUUAUGAUGCAGCCACGGGAGAAAAAUUUAUGUUACGGGCUGCUCUAUUGUGGACUAUAAGUGAUUUUGUGUUGGAACGACCCUGUGAGUGUUGGUAUAUGUAUGGCUACCCUGACGAGGUCGUCCUGGCAGUGGACGACGAGCGACGCAGCUUGGGGAAGGCUUGCGAUCGUUUGACUAGACAGCUAGAGGAGGCUAGAGAGGUUGGCCACGGGCAGGCGUUGCGCAUUAGGGACUUGGAGCGGGGCCUCCGAGACGCACACCAGUACCUCUUCGCUAUGAAGAGGCAGCUUAGGGAGAGGGCCCGGAGUAUUACAUUGGACUGCGAGGUCCUAUUAGAUAUGGCCGCGGAGGCACCACCAGGAGCUACCGGCCCAGAGUUGAUCGGCGAGGUGGAUACUCUAGGUUCCGUUGGGAAUUGGGCUCCUAGGGGAGGCGUUUAA